AUGACGAGUCAAACAUCCAAAACAAUUUUUCUAGCAGGUUGCGGAGGUGGCUACGAUGUAUUUGGCUGUUUACCCUAUUAUUUCAAACUGAAAGCUUCUGGAGACUAUGAUAUAACACUUAUCAACUAUACUUUUACCAAAUUGGCGCUCUUAACUCAGCAUAGCGAGCAAGUAACAACAGUGCUUUUUCGCGUUGAUCCUCAAGCGAAUAUAGCAUGGCUAACUGAUGACGUUUAUUUCCCUGAACAGCGUCUCGCGAACGAACUUCAAGUACCUAUUUACGCAAUCUUAUGCGAUUAUACGGCAACACGCAUUGAAUUAAUUGUCGAAGCUUAUAAACAUCUGAUACACGGACGAUGUAUUGAUGAAUUGGCCUUAAUUGAUGGAGGAUCGGAUGUUUUAUUAACGGGCAACGAACUAGAAUUAGGAACUCCUGUUGAAGAUAUAUCACAUGCACGUGCUGUUGAUCUUUUAUCUACAGACGAAGUGAAAGCAAAAUAUAUUGUCGUUAUUGGCAUCAAUCUUGAGGUAGGGCAUGAUGUUCAGAAAUCCGAUAUCGAUGCACGAGUGGCUGCUCUUUCGUCCGACACUAUUUUCAAAUGGUUAUGGCAAUAUGAACAUGAUGAUGACGUUCGUCGCUAUGUGGAAAUCUUUCAUCGUUGCUCUCCAAGUCAAUCGAUCGUGCACAGUCUUAUCUGUGCUGCAUUGGAAGGUCGACGAGGAUAUUAUUUACCUGAACAUUUGCGCGACCGUAUUAGGAACUCUGUUGUUGAACUUAGUGAUGAAACAUGCAUUUCAAUUGUAUAUCGUCUCAAUGACGUCAUGCGGCACAAUGUUUACUUUCAACGGCUAAUACCGGAAAUGAAUCUGAAUCAAGUUUUUGAUGAAAUCUACGAUUCUAUAGACGACGAUUCAUCGAGUAUUGAUUCUACUGCAUCGUCACAAAAAUCGGAUUCUGAUGUCCCACAUUUUAUACGGGCUAUUUUGUCUUCGAAUAAUAAGGUGAACAAAUAA
Molecule: messenger RNA, 1014 nt
Organism: Adineta ricciae
Lineage: Eukaryota; Metazoa; Rotifera; Eurotatoria; Adinetida; Adinetidae
Source: the annotation of a GenBank genome assembly